This is a messenger RNA of Metopolophium dirhodum (rose-grain aphid), 756 nucleotides long. RefSeq names its product zinc finger protein 239-like. Gene Ontology annotation, molecular function: DNA-binding transcription factor activity, RNA polymerase II-specific; RNA polymerase II cis-regulatory region sequence-specific DNA binding. Bases 1 to 756 code for a protein of 251 amino acids. The record is from RefSeq and is a predicted model, not a curated record. NCBI's taxonomy places the organism in Eukaryota, Metazoa, Arthropoda, Insecta, Hemiptera, Aphididae. The transcript has a single exon. Gene Ontology annotation, biological process: regulation of transcription by RNA polymerase II.
AUGGAAAAACCGUUCCCGUGUGAUGUACGUGUUCAGAGGUUCACUAACGGCAAACAUCUAAAGGUACACCGGUGGACGUGCAUAGCACAGAAACAGUACCUAUGUGACAUUUGCAACAAGAAGUUCACUAACAGCAACACACGGAAUAUUCACCGACGAACUCACACGGGAGAGAGACCGUAUCCGUGUGACAUUUGCAACAAGAAGUUCAAUACCAAAUGUAACCUAACGGUGCAUCGGUGGAUACAUACAGGACAGAAACCGUAUACGUGUGAUAUUUGCGCCAAAUCGUUCAAUCAAAGCAGCACCCUGACUAUUCACAGGUGGACGCACACGAGUGAUAAACCGUACCCUUGUGAUGAUUGCGACAAGAAGUUCAAUACCAGAGGAUCCCUAACGGUACAUCGGCGGAAACACACAGGAGAGAAACCGUAUACGUGUGAUGUUUGCGACAAAUCGUUCAAUCAAAGCAGCACUCUGACGAUCCACAGGUGGACGCAUAAGAGUGAUAAACCGUACCCAUGUGAUGAUUGUGACAAGAAGUUCACUACCAGGGGCACCCUGACGAUCCACCGGCGGACUCACACAGGAGAGAAACCAUACCCUUGUGACAUUUGCAACAAGAUGUUCGCUAACAGAAGCAAUCUGAAUGCACACCGUCGAACGCAUACAAGAAAUAAACCUUAUACCUGUGAUGUUUACGACAAAUCGUCCAGUCAUAGAUGCAUGCAACCUGACGAUACACCGGCGGACUAA